Molecule: messenger RNA, 1751 nt
Organism: Quercus lobata
Lineage: Eukaryota; Viridiplantae; Streptophyta; Magnoliopsida; Fagales; Fagaceae
Product: salicylic acid-binding protein 2-like
Exons: 3
Coding region: 699-1565 (288 amino acids)
Biological process (GO): salicylic acid metabolic process; jasmonic acid metabolic process
Molecular function (GO): methyl salicylate esterase activity; methyl jasmonate esterase activity; methyl indole-3-acetate esterase activity
Source: RefSeq, a predicted model, not a curated record
UUUUUAAUCCUAUUUCUCCUUAAAAAAUGGAUUAAUUAAUGUAAUUGAGUUACAGACUCUCUUGGCAUCUUCUAACUGUUCAAUGUUUGAUCGAAUUCAAGUAGCCCCACUUGCAUGCUAUGACUUUCAAAAUCUGUUCUCAAAUAUCAAAGUUCAAAUUUGCAUACAUUUUUUAUUGAGAAACGUGGGCCCAUUAAAAUAUAGAAUCGGUGAUCAUUGUCAGAACCUACCUGUUUAUAAAUCAAUGAUGAUCUGUGUACUGGAUAACUACACAAAGAAAUUAAAGAAUAUUCAAUGAUCAUUUGAACUUGUUAAAGCUGUUUGAGAAGUGUUGUUUUGUGACAAGUUUCUCAAAAAGCCAUGACAAUAUUUAGGGAAGUUCCUAAUUUCCCGGUUCUUUGCUUACUCUGUUGGCAUCUUCUAACUGUUCAAUGUUUGAUCGAAUUCAAGCAGCCCCACUUGCAUGCUUUUACUUUCAAAAUCUGUUCUCAAAUAUCAAAGCAAGUAGAUAUUUAUGUAAAGCAAGUAGAUACUUAUGUAUUUUGCAUCUUUCCCGUAAUCAAUCAAUUAGAAUCUUUCAAUCAAAGCAAGUAGAUAUUUAUGUAAAGCAAGUAGAUAUCCCACUUGCAUGCUACCUCUUUAUAACUACUACAUGAAAGCCAUGACAAUUUGUGUCCAUAGGAAGAGCAAAACAUAAUAUGGAGCUGAGCAAGAAGUAUUUCAUGCUAAUUUCUUUCUUUAUCAUAAUUUCAUCUCUUGGAAUUGAGUCUACUAAGGAGGAGCCACCAAGAACUGGCAAGCACUUUGUGCUAAUUCAUGGAGCAUGCCUUGGAGCUUGGUCUUGGUACAAGCUUGAGACACUGCUAAAAUCUUCAGGGCACAAUGUCACUGCACUAGACUUAGGCGCUUCUGGAAUCAACCCACUGCAGGCAAAUGAUCUCCAAUCAAGUUCUGACUAUUUCAAGCCUUUGAGGGACUUCAUGGAAGCUCUUCCUUUUCAUGAAAGAGUAAUCCUUGUUGGUCAUAGCUAUGGUGGGUAUGCAAUUUCUCAAGCCAUGGAAUAUUAUCCAAGUAAGAUUUCUGUAGCUGUUUUUGCCACUGCCCUCAUGCCUGGGCCGACCCUCAACUAUUCCACCCUCAAACAAAUGUCAAUGAGCCAAGAAGUCCCUCAACUUGACAAUCACUAUACAUAUGACCAAGGCCCAAACAACCCUCCAACUACUAAAAUCUUCGGGCCCUUGUCCUCAGCAUCAUAUUUGUUCCCGCUUAGUCCAAUUGAGGAUUUGACACUGGCUGCCUUGUUGUUGAGACCAUUACGUUUGUUUAGUGAUGAAGACCUGUCAAAGCAGCUAAUGCUGUCUACUAAGAAGUAUGGAUCAGUUAAAAAGGUUUUCAUCAUAGCUGAAAAAGAUAAGGCGAUAAAGAGAGAUUUUCAAUUGUGGAUGAUUGAGAGAAAUCCACCCAGUGAUGUGGUGGAGAUCAAAGGAUCAGAUCACAUGGUCAUGAUGUCUAAGACAAUAGAGCUUUGGUCUCAUCUCCAAGGCAUUGCUGAGAAAUAUUCUUAAUCCACUUUCAAUGCAUGGGACAUUGAUUCACUAGCAAUGUAUUAUAAUCAGAGAGAGAGAGAGAAUUAUAAUUUAUAAGCCAUAGCUUGUAGUAAAUAAGCCAGUGGUAUUGUGGCACAAGGCUUUCUAUGAAAAUGAUAUUGUUUUAAUAAUAAUAAAAUUUGUAUUUCUAACCUUCUACAAUAU